AGUCCGUAUGACAGCUAGCUCAGAGUUAGCAUCGGUACCAGAGCAUCACACUGUCACGGAUAAUAACUGCGCUUUUCGUGAGAUAAUUGCUGUAAUAUUGGUGCCACUUCUAUUUAAUCUGAAGCUUUAACGUAUCACUAUGUCUGCUUCAAAGAAAGGAGACUUGUCUCCAAGCGAAAAGGAGUUAUUUCAGGUUAUUUCUGCAGGGAAUGUUCAGGAAGCUUCCAGACUGCUGGGCUGCAAGGAUGUUCGAGUGAACUGUCUGGAUGAGUACGGGAUGACGCCUCUCAUGCACGCCGCCUAUAAAGGGAAAGCGGACAUGUGCAAGUUGCUCCUCCAACACGGAGCCGACGUAAACUGCAACGAGCAUGAACACGGCUACACGGCCCUGAUGUUUGCUGGCCUGUCAGGAAAGACUGACAUCACCUGGAUGAUGUUGGAUGCCGGAGCGGAAACGGAUGUGACCAACUCUGUUGGACGGACCGCCGCUCAGAUGGCCGCUUUUGUUGGUCAGCACGACUGUGUCACCGUAAUCAACAACUACUUUUCUCGAGCCAGACUGGAUUACUACACUAAGCCGCAGGGUUUGGAGAAGGAGCCAAAGCUGCCACCCAAACUGGCUGGACCCCUCCACAAGAUCAUCAUGAGCACCAACCUGAACCCUGUCAAAUUGGUGAUGCUGGUGAAGGAAAACCCGUUGCUGGCAGAGGUGGAGGCUCUGGACAAAUGCAGGAGAGUGAUGGAGCUGAUUUGUGAGAAGUGCAUCAAGCAGCAGGACAUGAACGAGGUGCUGGCGAUGAAGAUGCACUACAUCAGCUGCGUGCUGGGAAAGUGUGCCUCCUUCCUGAAGGACCGCGAGGACAAGCUGGACGGCCUCAUAAAGAGUUUGCUGAAGGGUCGGGACAGCGAUGGUUUCCCAGUCUUUCAGGAAAAGUUCAUCCGAGAGUGCAUCCGCAAGUUCCCGUACUGCGAUGCCACGCUGCUGCAGCAGCUGGUGCGGAGCAUUGCUCCUGUGGACAUCGGGAACGACCCCACAGCUCUUUCAGUGCUGACCCAGGCCAUCACGGGUCAGGUUGGCUUCAUGGACGCAGAGUUCUGCACCACCUGUGGAGAAAAGGGAGCCGAGAAAAGAUGCUCCAUCUGUAAAAUGGUUAUCUACUGCGGCCAAGCGUGCCAGAAAAUGCACUGGUUCACCCACAAGAAAGUUUGCAAGAAGCUCCAAGAGCAGCGAGAAAAGCAGGAGGCGGAGGCGACCAAACUGAGGAUGCAGCAGAGCAAAGAGGAGAGUAAAGCUGUUCAGGAGGCUGCGGACUCCAUGCAGGAGCUCUCAGUAGAAACCAAGAGUGAGGAGACGUCCUCAGACUGUGCUGCAGAAACGUCAGACUCCACUUCCAUCCCAGCUGCUGAAAACUGAGGAACAUCCCCCACAGCCUGACUGCAGGUGCCGCCUUCUCCAGGGCACAUCCAUCCAGCGCAGACAACAAGGAAGCCGGCAUAUUGACCGGAAACCAGAGCGAUACUUGGAACCAGGGGAGAGAGAGAGAGAGAGAGAGAAGAAAUACAAAAGACAUAUUUAUCACCGUCUAAUAGACUGAGACCACAGCCGCUCAUCCUUUUGUCCAUUUUCAAAUGAUCUUUUUGUCAUUUGUGAAUGUAAAUACUACACGCUCUGCUGUGUUUGUGGAAAUGUGGCAGGACACAUAAGGAGAAUGUCUGGUUCACAGCGAUGAUGCAACAUUUAUCUGCCUUAAGAAUAUGUAGCAACUGUGGAAACGAAGUGACUUUCCAGCAGGUCGGACGUGUUUGCCUGCAGUAUGUCUGUUUGUACCAACUGUCACAUUUUUCGUGUGUGUGUCGGGCGAGACUGCUCAAAGCUGACCAAAAAUCAGGCUAUUUUCACAUGUGGAUGACAAAAGUGUGAGGUUAUUUUGAU
Messenger RNA from Fundulus heteroclitus (mummichog), 1933 nucleotides. RefSeq names its product ankyrin repeat and MYND domain containing 2a (gene ankmy2a). Lineage: Eukaryota; Metazoa; Chordata; Actinopteri; Cyprinodontiformes; Fundulidae. Gene Ontology annotation, molecular function: protein binding. The record is from RefSeq and is a predicted model, not a curated record. The coding region runs from base 140 to 1414 and encodes 424 amino acids. The transcript is spliced from 10 exons.